Molecule: messenger RNA, 1093 nt
Organism: Erigeron canadensis
Lineage: Eukaryota; Viridiplantae; Streptophyta; Magnoliopsida; Asterales; Asteraceae
Exons: 1
Coding region: 361-912 (183 amino acids)
Source: RefSeq, a predicted model, not a curated record
UUUGCAUCAAUAGUCCAUCAAAUAUCAACUCCAAACUCCCAAUGUUGUCGCCCCUUCGAUCUUAGUAACACAAUUCAACAAAAACCCUAAUCAAAAUUCCAUCUUUUUCACUCAAAUCCCAUCUGGGUAUCUCCGAAUUUUGAAACUUUGUGUUCAAAAUUCAAUCUUUAAGAUUUUCUUUAUUAACCCUAAUCACAGAUUAUCCAAAAAGUAAGCUUUUUCAUCAUUUUGAUUAUUAUAAUCAAUUAUCUUGUUGAUUACUGAUUAGGGUUUAAGUUAUUGUUUAAUAAAGCUUGAAUCUUGAAGCCCUAUAUAUAUUUCUGUAUUUUUUGGGUGAAUUUGUAAUAUUUUUGUAAGGCAAUGUCUGAAGGAUAUGCAAUUGAGCUUUACUUUGAUCCAGCCCUUGAAAACCAAGUUUUGAAGGCAUGGAAUGUUGUAGCUAGGCGCCAAAUUAGUACUCAUCUUAUAGAAAUUGAAUCUAGACCUCAUAUUACUCUGUUUUCGAGCCCGUUUAUUGAUCCCACAAAGCUCGAAAAUAUUGUGAAAGGGUUUGCUUCAAAGCAAGAACCUUUGCCUUUAUCAUUUGGUUCAAUUGGAAGCCUUCCUAAUGAUAAUAAUGUGUUGUUUCUUGCCCCAACACCUACUUUGCCUUUACUUCAGUUUCAUUUUCAAUUGUGUGAUGCAAUGAAAAGAGAAGGGAUCGAGAUUGGUGAAGAGUAUCGGCCGGAUUCGUGGAUACCUUAUUGUCCGGUUGCUGAGGAAGUGCCGAAGAAUAGAAUGGCUGAAGCGUUUACGGUUUUGAGGGACUUGAAGUUACCGGUUAAUGGCUAUGCAAUGGAUAUUGGAUUAGUUGAGUACUCACCGGUUCGUGAGCUCUUCUCUUUUGCUCUUGGUAACUCAGCUGAAUCUUGAGGGGUGAGAUAUUUCAAGAUAUAUGUUACUUUAUGUUAAUGUUUGUGUUUGUGUUCAUUAAUAUUAUUACUCUUUUGAAUUUCAUGUGGUCUUGCAAUGUUGUAAAAAACCUAUUGUAGAAUAGCAUUGGUUAUUUGUUUUCAUAUAAUAUAAUGACCUGCUAUAAGGUUAUGUUUAUGAA